This is a messenger RNA of Bipolaris zeicola 26-R-13, 546 nucleotides long. RefSeq lists its product as uncharacterized. Lineage: Eukaryota; Fungi; Ascomycota; Dothideomycetes; Pleosporales; Pleosporaceae. Bases 1 to 546 code for a protein of 181 amino acids. The record is from RefSeq and is a predicted model, not a curated record. The transcript has a single exon.
AUGAAACUGCCUGGGGAAAGUCAACAACAAAGAGGAAUACUAUACAAAUCCAGAUAUCACUGUCCCAAAAACGCCGAGAUCCUUUCCAAACGAUCUGAUAUCGACAACAUAGGGCCCUGCCCUCUAAUGAGUGUACCCCAAUCCCCUACCACUCCGAUUACGCCAGUGACAUCGGAAAGUGCUAAAUUUUCAUACGGGAAAAUCGAACAAGACACUCUCACUACCGAGAGAAUGGCAAAACAGCUCCGUAGGUCGGCUAGAUUAGUCGUCCUGGGAAAGACAACAGUCGCGAGCGACGAGCAAGUGCGAGAGAUGCGCGCUGGUCGUGACGGAGAGGGGACAGCGUCAGUCGAAAAGGGCCAAGGAAAAUUCAAUUGCAAACAAAAAACCAAGGCAGCUGAAGCGGCAAUGGCACUAGUUACACCAACGAAAGAGGUUUUGAUAGAAACGGUGAUUCCCUCAGACAUAGACGAAUAUUCGAUUGGCGCUUCGACGCUUAUGGACCGUAUGCCUUGGUUGUUCCAGCUAGAGCCAGGACCAACCUAG